This is a messenger RNA of Impatiens glandulifera, 3613 nucleotides long. Its product is annotated as kinesin-like protein KIN-14R. The record is from RefSeq and is a predicted model, not a curated record. Lineage: Eukaryota; Viridiplantae; Streptophyta; Magnoliopsida; Ericales; Balsaminaceae. Gene Ontology annotation, molecular function: microtubule binding; microtubule motor activity; ATP binding. Bases 138 to 3266 code for a protein of 1042 amino acids. Gene Ontology annotation, biological process: microtubule-based movement. The transcript is spliced from 18 exons.
GAAAAUUGAGAACACAGAUAGAGAGAGAAAGAGAAAGCAAGCUGCUUCACUCUUCCGUUAACAACCAAAUCCUCCUUCAAGAAGGCUUUCUCUCUUCCUGUUCUGUACACAUUCGAGGUCUUGAUCUACAAUUCCAUAUGGAAGAUUCAACACUUGACCUUGCUCUGGAUAAACCCUCGAAUCUAGAAAAUGAAGAGUCUUUCAUGGAUAACUCUAUGAUCUGUGAUGCGGGCUCCUGCUUGAUACAAAGUGGAUUCACAAUGCCGAAUUGUACAGAUGAAAUUGUGAUGUUCAUAGUUGCUGGAGGCACCUAUCCUCCAGAAAUAGAUUCCUCCAUUAAAUUUAUGGAAGAUUCCUAUUAUGAAGGAGGAGAUAUUUUCGAGACUGAUGAUCCAAUAACAGAUGCUGGUGAUUUCCCUUUCAUAUACCAAUCAGCUCGUGUGGGAAACUUCCACUACCGUUUUGAAAACAUGUCUCCUGGAGAAUACUAUGUUGAUCUUCAUUUCAUGGAAUUCAUAAAUAUAAAUGGGCCUAAAGGAAUGAGGGUUUUCAAUGUUUUCAUUCAAGAUGACUUGGUUUUAUCUGAAUUUGAUGUAUUCUCUAUGGUUGGAGCAAACAAACCAUUACAAGUGGUUGAUUCAAGAAUCUCGGUGAAGGAUGAUGGAUUAAUAUUAGUAAGAUUUGAAGGGGUAACUGGAAGCCCAUUGGUUAGUGGAAUCUGUAUAAGAAGAGCUUCUGCUUUACCAGUUGGAGAGACAGAACCUGAAGAUCUUGUAUGUGGUUUUUGUGCUGCUAAGGUCGAACUUCCAAAAUCUGAGAAGAAAGCUAUGCAAUUGAAAUCUACUGCCAAGUAUGAGCAAAAGAUAAAAGAGCUGAACAUUCUUUGCCAAACCAAGACUGAAGAGUGUUAUCAGGCGUGGAUGUCCUUCACAUCUACUAAUGAACAGUUACAGAAGGUUAAUAUGGAACUUGACAACCUGUCAUUCCGGACUUACUCUCUUGAUCAAACAGUUGAGAAACAAACUGAAGAGCUGAAGAAUAUUUCCAAAAAGUACGAGAAUAACAAGAAAAUGUUGUCGCUUGCAGCUAAUAAUCUAGAGGAAAAGAUUAAGACGAUGAAAGAAGAGAAUUCUCAGCUAUCUCGUGAAGCACAUGCUUGUGUUGAUUCAAUUCCAGAGUUAAAUAAGAUGGUUUCCGCGAUUCACUCAUUGGUUGAACAAUGUGAGGAUCUCAAAAGGAAGUAUAGUGAAGAGCAAACAAAGAGAAAGAAAUUGUAUAAUGAAGUUCAAGAGGCUAAAGGGAAUAUUAGAGUAUUUUGCAGAUGUAGACCACUGAGUAAAACAGAAAUCGGAGCAGGGCAUCAAACAGUAAUCGAUUUUGAUGCAGCCAAGGACGGAGAACUUGGAAUUACAAAUGGAGGCAGUUCUUCGAAAAAGAUUUUCAAAUUCGACCGAGUUUAUACUCCUAAAGAAGACCAACUUGAUGUUUUUGCUGAUGCUCUGCCCAUGGUUACUUCGGUAUUAGAUGGCUACAACGUCUGUAUCUUUGCAUAUGGUCAAACUGGAACAGGCAAAACAUUUACCAUGGAAGGGACAGAGGAAAACCGAGGAGUCAACUAUAGGACUCUCGAGGAAUUAUUUAAGAUAGCACACGAAAGGCGUGAAUUAUUUUCGUAUGACAUAUCUGUCAGCGUCCUUGAAGUGUAUAAUGAGCAGAUCAGAGACUUGCUCGCGCCAUCACCUUCGUCGAAAAAGUUGGAGAUAAAACAAGACUUGGAAGGGGCUCAUCAUGUCCCGGGAUUGGUAGAGGCAAGAGUAGUGAACACGAAAGAAGUCUGGGAUGUACUUCAGGCUGGUACAAACGCUAGAGCAGUUGAAUCAAAUAAUGUUAACGAGCAUAGUAGCCGUUCACACUGUAUGUUGUGCAUUAUGGUAAAAUCGAGAAACUUAUUGAAUGGGGAACAGACCAAGAGCAAGCUUUGGCUUGUAGACUUGGCUGGUAGUGAAAGGCUAGCGAAAACCGAUGCUCAAGGCGAUCGACUAAAGGAAGCUCAAAAUAUCAACAAAUCACUUUCAGCUCUUGGAGAUGUUAUCUUUGCUUUGGCUAAUAAGAAUAGUACUCACAUCCCUUACAGGAAUUCAAAACUUACUCAACUUCUUCAGGAUUCCUUGGGAGGAGACUCGAAAACUCUAAUGUUUGUGCAAAUUAGUCCUUCUGAACACGACUCAAGCGAAACUACGAGUUCACUCAAUUUUGCAACUAGAGUUCGAGGUGUGGAGAUGGGUCCUGUAAGAAAGCAAAUUGACACUAGUGAGAUUCAAAAACUGAGAACAAUGCUUGACAAGGCAAAACAAGACCUGAGAAUCAAAGAAGAAGUGGUUAGGAAAUUAGAGGAGAACAGGCUGAACGUGGAAAAUAUGUCGAGAGGUAAGGAACGUGUUCAGAAGUGUCAACAAGAGAAGAUUAAAGAACUUGAAGCGCAAAUCGAGCUGAAGAUAGCAUUACAAAACCAAUCUGAAAAGCACGCGACUCAUUUGUUUGACAGUUUGAGAGACCGGGAAGAGCUUUGUAGUGAUCUUCAGCACAAGAUCAAAGUGCUGGAGAAGUCAGAUUCGGAUACCAAACUGCAGGUUCGGGAUCUUGAGAAUAAACUGAAAGACCAAGAAAGAGAAUCGCAGUCGCGCAUUGUUCUCUUCCAAGAGAAGAUUGAAGAGCUGGAGAUGAAACUGAAAGAUAAACAAGAAAGUGUUGAUUCUGCUCUUCAUCAAAAGAUUAAAGAGCUUGAAGAUAAGUUGAGAGAUCAAGAGCAACAACAAUUUGCAUCAAAAGCCACUCAUCUUGAAGAAAAGGAGAAUCACAUUGGAACCAGUUCUAUCCCAGUGAACCGAAGAUUGAGCCAAGACUCGAAAAGAUUCAACCAAGACUUGAAAAGAUUGAGCCAAGACUCAAUUAACGGUGAUUCGAAGCAGCUGAACAUUCUUCGCAAUUCAAACUUGUUAUCACUUAAUAACCGCAGAGGCAGCUGUCAGGGUUCUGGUUCUUCGUUACUGAAAGGAAACGAAGUUCAAAUGAGACGUCUCUCUAGGAACAGUGAGACGGAAAACAGUCAUGUUAAGUCGUUUGCAAGAUCUACGAGAAUUGUCAGCAAAUCCAAUUUAGCAACAAAUCAAAGGCCUGUGGCUGCAAUUCCUAUUAGGAUUAACAGAGAACCGGUUGUUCAAGGGCAGCUCAAGAAAGACAACACUAAGAAAAGGGUUUGGUCUUGACAACAUAACGAAAAAAUAGUCUUUUUUAUUUUUAUCAUUUCCGAGGUGUAAAUUUUCUUUGGACACGAGCAAAAAGGAAAAUGAUUUGUAUUUGUUUUUCGAUAUGGACUUUAAGAAGAGUGGUAACCAAAGUGUUGUUAACCAAAGAAUUCAUGAAGGAAAAAGGAGAGAAUGCAUAGAACAUGAAGCAAGAUGUUAUUUUUUAUUCAAUUCUUUGAAAUUUCAACUCCAAUUUUAGCAAAUAAAUGCAUAGUCUUGGGGAAAUUACAUGCAUAUUUUUCAUCUACCGUUAUUUUUCACAACAUAUUGAUUUACAUUUUGUUAAAUCUUUGGAAAUUCAUUACUAA